Drosophila hydei is the source of this 4432-nucleotide messenger RNA. RefSeq names its product receptor-type guanylate cyclase gcy-5-like. The record is from RefSeq and is a predicted model, not a curated record. The transcript has 8 exons. The coding region runs from base 335 to 4126 and encodes 1263 amino acids. Lineage: Eukaryota; Metazoa; Arthropoda; Insecta; Diptera; Drosophilidae. Gene Ontology annotation, biological process: positive regulation of kinase activity; protein phosphorylation; cell surface receptor protein tyrosine kinase signaling pathway. Gene Ontology annotation, molecular function: transmembrane receptor protein tyrosine kinase activity; ATP binding. Gene Ontology annotation, cellular component: signaling receptor complex.
CUUGAAUAUAAUAAAAACUGGAGGCUUCAGAUUUAUUGUGUACAUCCCUGUGAUGAAAACAGAAAUUUUGCGGACUUCAGAUAUCUUCAACAUUGUUCCUCAACUUGCAAAUUACUAAAGAUUUCAAAUACUAAAGAUGCGUAUUUUAGGACAUACACACAUCUGAAUAUCAUCAUUACUCUCGGAAAUUUUCAUUAAGAUGGUACAUUUAGUAUAAAAGUUAUUCAGCAAUUCAUUUUCCAUCGUUAACGCUACACUGAAGUCCAAGCGCUGCCGCUGAGUAAACAACGCAUGUGAAAACCGGUUAUUCAGUGUGUUGAGAAAUCGUCCAAAAAUGCAAAUUAAACAAAAACGCGUGCUCUUCGUGGCCUUUCUUGUUGCCUUUGUAUGCCUUCCUGUAUAUGUCGAAUCAUCUUAUAAGUGUCUUAAUACAAACAAUUUUUUUUCAUUUCGUCCUCCAAAUAAUGGAUUUGGUAUUGGUCUUCAAGUUACAAGUAGAGCGACGCAUCAGGUGAUGACACGAAUAUUUUCAAUUUUUUUAAAGGAAGUACUAAAUUAUAAGGAUGUGCAAAUAAUUCCAUUAGUAUUUGAAAACUCUUCAGAUCCUGAAAAUUUGUUGCGAACCUUAAAAUAUGUUAAAUACUAUAAGGAAUUGCAUCAGAUUUCAAUGAUCAAUUUGGAGGUUUGGGCGCCCUACACCAUACAUAAGGAGCCACAACCAAAUAUAUAUAGUGCCGGUGCGUCUAUAGCUCCCGGUCGAUUCAGUUGGUUUGUGCCUAGAUCACAAAUUUCGAUUGAUAAUAAAGACUGCAGUCUGCAUUAUGAAGUCUUUAAAGAUAUUAAUAAUGCAUAUUAUUCCCUAUACAUAAUGGAUGAUAAUGUUAUAAAAAUAUUAAGAGACAGAAGUGUUGAAGAAUAUGCAAAUCCAAACUGUGGGAAAAUUAACUGUGCCACUCUAAUAGCAGAGUGGCGAAAUGAUUCGUAUUUCAUUACAGAGGAACUAAAUGAGAGCUAUCUAAAUGUAGUUUGGUUGGGAGAUCAAUUUAGAGAUACUAUAAAAGAACUGCAUACUAUGUAUAGUUCAAGUUACACUCGAGGACAAAAAAGAUUUGUCGUUCUACAUUGGGUUCCUUCAGAGAUAAUUGAUGCUGAUAUUAAAUUUGCUCAAAUAGCAUUGCCUAGAUGUGAAGAUUAUGAAUUUCUCAAAAGGUCGAAUUGCCGAUACGAGCUAACUCCGAUUCUUAAAUAUUAUCCAGGAAGUUUAAUAUAUGACAAGCGAAUGAUGUACGCUCUUCGAAAUUUUUAUAUCAAUGAUAUGGACUUGAAAAAUAUUCAAAAAGAACUUAGUAUCCAGAGAGCGCAUACAAAAGAUUCUGAAGAAUUGUUUAAUAAUGUUGCGUGUAACUGGCUGCUCCAGAAUUUUGAGACUUACAGCCGCUGGGUAUUACCAAGGACGGUGAAAACACUGUCGAUUGGUGGUAUAUUCCCAAUCUAUAUAACUGAUUGGGGACAUGAAAAUAUUAUUGAAGCAUCGCAAAGAGCUGUCGAUGUAAUCAAUGAAAAUAAAACAGUUCUACCAAACUAUAAUUUAGAGAUAUUAAUAAAAGAUGGACAAUGCAAGUCGGAUAUGGUUUUGAAAUCAUUUAUACAUUAUUUCAAUAAGCCAAAUAUGUUGGGUGUUCUGGGACCUGCCUGCAGCGAAACAGUGGAGCCCAUUGCUGGUAUUUCGAAACAUUUAAAUAUGAUGAUCAUAUCAUAUUCUGCUGAGGGCAAUUCCUUUGUUGACCGCGAAGCAUACCCAUACUUCUUUAGAACGAUAGGGUCAAACAGUGAGUACGUGGAUGCGUACAUCAAAAUUAUGCAACAACUCGGUUGGUGUCGUGUCUCCACAUUGACAGAAGACUCCCAACAAUAUACAGGCUAUUUGUCUCGUAUGGAGAGCAAACUGAGGCUUUUUAACUUUACCUUAGCUUUUAGUCGAAAGGUUCCGAGUGAUGUUACAGCUCCGGAUAUGAGAGAGCAUUUGGUCAAAUUAAAAGAAGCCCAUUCAAGAAUCAUUAUUGCUGAACUGCAAAGCGGGAGUGCGGCCAUUACCAUCUGUGAAGCUAUAAAACUGGGUAUGACCCAAAAAGAGAACUAUGUUUGGUUCUUACCAUCCUGGCUAUCAAAAGAUUAUGAAUUGUGGAACAUGAAAGUUGAUAAUAGGUGUUCUAUUGAGCAGUUUCGGAAUGCAAUCGAAGGGCACUUAAGUAUAAGGCACACACCAUUUGGCGAGCUGAAUGCAGAAAUGCAAGAGGGAAUGUCUAUAAAUUCUUGGUUAACUACUUAUAAAAAUAAGUAUUCUACGUUCUCAAGUUAUGUAGGAUUUGUUUACGAUGCAGUGUGGACCUAUGCUCUUGCAGCACAUAAGUUACUGGAGAAUAACUCUGAUGCCUUCAAUGAGUUAAGGUCAAUAGAAGUUACGAAGAAAUUGUCCAAGCUGAUUAGAGAAACAGACUUUAAUGGCUUGUCUGGACAUGUUAGAUUUGGUACAGGCGAAUUUGGGGGUUCACGUAUAAUUGAUCUCGACAUUUUACAGUGGAGAAAUUCGACGUAUGAAAGAAUUGGUCUAUUCAAGCCUAUUGUUGAGGGAAGUGCAUCAAAAAUGCAUAUUAAUGGAGGACACCUAAAUUUUUCGACAAAUGAAGCGUUUCAUGGUCAGGUACCUGAAGAUGGACGAUAUGACUGUAGAUUUUCGGCCUUAGCCCGUUGUUUGCAUGUAACUUGUGAUAUUGCUUCAAUGAUAUUCAUAAUUUUUCAAUGUCUUAUAAUAAUUGUGUUGAUGUCGCUAAUUUCUUGUUAUUUUUGGAAAAAACGCUACGAUCGCAAAGUAAGACAGUCUGCCCAAAUAAUGAAAAUGUUUGGAAUUGACUUGAUUUCACCAUCAAGAAACAAAGUAAAUACAUUAGAUAAAUGGGAAGUACAAAAAGAUAACGUUGUGAUCAAUAGACGAUUGGGCGAAGGGGCCUUUGGCACGGUCUUUGGUGGUGAAGCGCGAUUGGGCUCUGACGAGUGGACUGCAGUGGCUGUGAAAACUUUGAAGGCUGGGCAGUCUACAGAAGACAGAUUAGAUUUUUUGGCAGAGGCAGAAGCUAUGAAAAAGUUUAGUCACAAAAAUAUUAUAAAACUUUUGGGAGUUUGCUUGCAAACGGAGCCAAUUUACACAAUAAUGGAAUUCAUGCUUUAUGGAGAUUUGAAGACGUACCUUUUGGCCAGAAGAAACAUGGUCAAUGAGAAAAUAGCCGAUGAGUCAGAUAUAUCAUCAAAGCGUUUGACUAUGUAUGCUAUGGAUGUAGCGCGCGGCUUGGCCUAUCUUGAAGAACAAAAAUAUGUUCAUCGUGAUAUUGCGUGUAGAAAUUGUUUGGUAAACUCCCAGCGAGUGGUUAAAAUAGGUGACUUUGGUAUGGCUCGACCUACAAUUGAAAGUGAUUAUUAUUGCUUCAACAGGAAAGGUGUACGGAAGCUUUUCCCAGUUCGGUGGAUGCCUCCUGAAACACUUUCGUUGGGGUUAUUUACGACUGCUUCCGACAUAUGGUCAUUUGGAGUUGUACUCUAUGAAAUUAUAUCAUUUGGAUCGUAUCCGUAUCAGGGCUUAACAAAUAAUCAAGUUCUUGACUUUGUGAAGGCCGGUAAUACACUACGAAUACCAAACGGUGUAAAGCCACAGCUGGAGGGUCUUUUAAAGUCCUGUUGGAGUCAGGAUGUCAGUAAACGUCCAACUGCGUUAGAAAUAAUAGAAUACAUUUCCAACUACCCACGAUUGCUGACACCGUGCAUAGAGUUUUCCGGAACGGCGGUUCAACUAUCAGAGUCUGAAUGUGAUGAAGUAGAAAUGUUGCCCACUUGUUACAAGUCUUCACCGUCGAAAAACGAACUCAAAUUCGACCUUCUGCCACGCCAACGCAGCAGUUCUGAUUUUAAAAAAUCUAACAUUGUAGCCCAAAAUGAAUUUCCCAAAUUUGAGGGUAAUGAUUCUGGUUCGCCCUGUAAUGUUUCUGUUUCACAAACUACACCAGAUGGUUAUAGCAUAAUGACUCCACUUUUGACGCAUCAAGCGAAUGACGAUGUAAACGGUAAAAAAUCAUAAGAACUUUGUAUAUAAAAGGUCUAAAAGUUAAUGACUUGAAAUUAUAAAUCAACGAAAUGCGAAACAAUAGAAAUUGACACCAGUUUUCUUAUUAAUAUUGGUUAACUUAUGCCCUGCAUAUCUGAAAAAUACAUUUAAUUCAUAAAAGCUAAGCAAAAUUAAGUACAUAAGUCUAGCUAUAAGAAAAAAUGACAUAACUGACAAAAAUGACAAUAAUGUAUGCAUUUUGGGUUUCUGAAUAGAAGACAGUUAAAUCUGUGCUUCUCUAUACUAUUAGAUCAUAGGGCAGGUUAUCUUAAGUCUAUU